GUCUCCCCCACUGGGGUGAAAUUCAGCCUGGAAGGAACAGUUCAGGCUGUGGCAGCACGGAGAGCGGAGGGGCGUUAAGAGGGGAUGGAGCCUCCCGCGUUCUCCCCGUUCUUCAACCCGUCUGGGAGCUGAUAGGCAAAACAUGGCUGGUUUUGAUCCCCUAGGAUGGGAUUUGGGAGCCAGUUCCUGGCGUCCAGCAGCGUGCGAGCGCCUGCGCGGCUGCUGCUGCUCACGUGCUGCCGCUGUUUGCAUUGCUGAUGUAUUUUUGUGCUCCUGCACCGCUCAGCUUUUUCUUGGCCUGCAAACAGGCCGAGCGCAGACCGCUGGAAAGGGCAGGUUCAGUCCUUCAGCUGAAGGAUGGAGCAUUUAUUUCUAUCUCAGCGCGGUCUUAAAAUACUCGCCGGCGCGCUGCAGUUGUUACCGUAUAAGGAGAGCCGUCGUGUGACAUCCCAGCAGCUCUCAGAUAUGUUAGAUGUGUUUUUUUCUCCUCAGAACACCUUGGGCUCUUGGAAUGAGUGGCCCGAAAUUGCCUUUCCUUAGCGGGAAGAGGGUUGGCGAGGCAGGCUGGGCGCACAGAGUUGAGGAAGGCUCCUCCGAGAGGAGGCUCAGAGCUGCAGCGCUCAGCGUUGGCGCGCUGCUCUGUUUGCAAAGCAUCCUGAAACAGCCCCAGAUCUGCCCGCGCUGCGAGGUUUGCAGCAGUGCUGCUGUCACCGAGGUGUGCAGAGCUCAGGGGGGGCACCUUCGAGGGUGACGGAGCGCUGGAGCAGGCUGCACAGGGAGCUGGUGGAGUCCGUGGGUCCCAACGUGUCCCAAUGGGUCCCAAUGGGUCCCAAUGGGUCCCAACGUGUCUCUAUGGGUCCCACUGUUCACUGGAACAGGCUGCACAGGGAGCUGGUGGAGUCUAUGGGUCCCAACGUGUCCCAAUGGGUCCCAACGUGUCUCUAUGGGUCCCAAUGGGUCCCAAUGUGUCUCUAUGAGUCCCACUGUUCACUGCAGCAGGCUGCACAGGGAGGUGGUGGAGUCUAUGGGUCCCAGCGUGUCUCCAUGGGUCCCAGCGUGUCCCAAUGGGUCCCAACGUGUCCCAAUGGGUCCCAAUGUGUCUCUAUGGGUCCCACUGUUCACUGGAACAGGCUGCACAGGGAGCUGGUGGAGUCUAUGGGUCCCAACAUGUCUCUAUGGGUCCCAGUGGGUCCCAACGUGUCUCUAUGGGUCCCACUGUUCACUGGAACAGGCUGCACAGGGAGGUGGUGGAGUCUAUGGGUCCCAACGUGUCCCAAUGGGUCCCAACGUGUCUCUGUGGGUCCCAAUGGGUCCCAAUGUGUCUCAAUGGGUCCCAACAUGUCUCUAUGGGUCCCAAUGGGUCCCAAUGUGUCUCUAUGGGUCCCACUGUUCACUGCAGCAGGCUGCACAGGGAGCUGGUGGAGUUUAUGGGUCCCAACCUGUCUCUAUGGGUCCCAAUGGGUCCCAAUGUGUCUCUAUGGGUCCCACUGUUCACUGCAGCAGGCUGCACAGGGAGGUGGUGGAGUCUAUGGGUCCCAACGUGUCUCUAUGGGUCCCAACGUGUCUCUAUGGGUCCCAAUGUGUCUCUAUGGGUCCCACUGUUCACUGCAGCAGGCUGCACAGGGAGGUGGUGGAGUCUAUGGGUCCCAACGUGUCUCCAUGGGUCCCAACGUGUCUCCAUGGGUCCCAACGUGUCUCUAUGGGUCCCAAUGGGUCCCAACGUGUCUCUAUGGGUCCCACUGUUCACUGCAGCAGGCUGCACAGGGAGGUGGUGGAGUCUAUGGGUCCCAACGUGUCUCUAUGGGUCCCAAUGUGUCUCUAUGGUCCCACUGUUCACUGGAACAGGCUGCACAAGGAGGUGGUGGAGUCUCCUGCUCUGCAGAUGUUCCAGACCUGCCUGGAUGCCGAGCUGUGCGACUGCUGUAGGAGCUGCUUUGGCAGGGGGUUGGACUCCGUGAGCUCUGCAGCUCCCUUCCAACCCCUGCAGUUCUGUGAUGCUGUGUUCGCUGUUUGAUUCCCUUUCCUUGCCCCAAGAAAAGCUUCCCGUCCAUCUGCCUUCCUGCCCGUCCCUUUGCA
This is a messenger RNA of Tympanuchus pallidicinctus (lesser prairie-chicken), 2076 nucleotides long. RefSeq lists its product as uncharacterized. NCBI's taxonomy places the organism in Eukaryota, Metazoa, Chordata, Aves, Galliformes, Phasianidae. Bases 833 to 2014 code for a protein of 393 amino acids. The transcript has 2 exons. The record is from RefSeq and is a predicted model, not a curated record.